GAGAAAAUAUACAACAUUCUCUCUAGACAGUUCGACCGUUGCCGCGCGAAGGAUCUCGAAAUCCAUCGAAACACCGAAGCCAUGGAAAUUGCGAGGUAUUUAAGCAUUUGGGAUUUUCAUUCCCACAGCUUAAACAGAAAUCAACGUCCAGCUAAAGAGAAAUCUCGAGGUUUCGAAGAGGCAAUUCGUUCGAUUAUUCGGGUUCGUGGAUCGUUUUUGUGCCGGAAACUAAGUCAUUGGGAUCUGUGGACUGUUUGGGGAGAUCAUCUGCUAAUUGGGUAUUUGCUUUGUUUUGUUUUUCUUUUAUUAUUCAGCUUUGUCAACGCAUCAUCUUGUGAAAGUUCAGAAGAGGCUCAUAAUCACAAUCUAGGCUUGUUGGAUUACUGGCAAUGGAACCUGUGUACAUGAACAUGCAGUCCUAUCCCCAUCAGAAUGGUCAAGUACAUUAUAGGCCUUGCGGUUACCCUGGAAUGGAAGCUCGGCCUCCAAUGAGUUACGAGAGCUGGCCUUGGGGCGGCAACUAUGGCUAUGCUCCCCCAGGGGCGUGCCAUGCUUGCUGUAACCAUGCUUAUAUGCCGGCCCACUGCGCGUGGGGGUCCCCGUAUUCUCAUGUUCCUCCACAUCAUUUUCCCGGGCAUUAUCCAUAUAACCCGGUUCACUACAUGCUGCCUCCACCUUAUCCUGUGAUGGACCGUCCGAGAUAUGAAUAUGAAAAGGGUGUGCCUGUGGAUCAUCAUUGCUGUGGGUAUCGCAAUCAGCCACUACAUCAGAAAGAACAGGGAAAUGUGAGGAUUGAAGAGGAAGAACCUGAAAGGGAAGCAAGGAAAAAUGUUUCUCUGGUUCCCUCACAGUUGAAGAAUUCACCUUCCCCAAAUGUGUGGCUUCCACCUGAUUACAAUGACGGCGGGAAGGUGAAGGGCACGGAGGUGAGGAAAGAUACCUCCCGAGAUGUGAAGGAGCCUGAGAAUAGAAAAACUGUGGAACAGCAGCCGUCUUCAUGGAAUGGAUGGCUUCCUCUUGAUUUGAACAAUGUGGUAUCUUUGAAGGAAAAGGGAGACGCGGGGUUGACUUCUCAACAAGAUGAUGGAAAGCGAAAUUUUCAAUUUCCAUUCUUCUGGAUACCUUAUAAGCCUCAUGACACAGAACGAGAAAAUCAGGAGGUGAAGGAUGGCCAUGCAAAACUGAGCUUGGAACCAGAGAAGGGGUCUGGUGGUGAUCAUGUCGAUGGAGGAGAUGCUGGCAACCAUUCCGCUUCAAGGGUGAAAGAUAUACCAGUGAAGGAAGUUGAACAACAUGUCGGAAAAGAGAGUUCCAUAAACUUGGAAAAAGAAGGGGAUACCUCUGCAAAAAUCAGGACUGACAAUGGUGAGAAGAGAAACAAUGAGGUUGAAAGGGUACCUUCUGUAGAAGGUUCAAAGAAAAAGUCUCCGUCUCCACCAAAACCAUCCAAGUUACCUCCUGUCUGCCUGAGAGUUGAUCCUUUGCCAAGGAAGAAAUCUGCAAAUGCAAAAUCACGGUCUCCAAGUCCUCCCGGUGACAAACAAAAGCUGGAGGUGAAGUCCAAUGAAGCAGUUAGAAGUCCUUCUCCAGUACGAGUUAAGGAAAGCACGAACAAGAAAGCUAUUGCAGUUGUUGAUGGGAAUACUUCGUUAGAGAAAUCUACGAAUGUAAAUGUUGAAACUCCUGGGAAGCCACCUGCUAAAUCCGAGGAUGAUAUUUCAACGAAGCAAGCAGAAGAAAUAGCACGGAACUAUAGUGAAACUUACGCAGCUAGAAAAGAACAAUCAGAAGAUACCUUACCCACCGGAGGACAGAAAGAAGAAUCGUUCCAGGCUGAGGAAGCUGAUGAAGGAAAGAAAUGCAGACAACUGUCAGAGGAGGAAGCAGCUGUCAUUAUUCAAUCAGCAUAUCGUCGCUUUGAUGUCAGAAGGUGGAAACCUAUAGAGAAGUUGAGACAAAUAGCCAGAGUGCGAGCGGAGAUAGCUGAUGUGAAGAGUCUCAUCCAAGAAAUGGAGUCAUCUUCUGAUAUCCAAAGCCGUGCGAAGCAGAAGAACAUUAUUUCGGAAACAAUAAUGAACCUUCUGCUAAGAUUGGACACAAUCCAGGGACUGCAUCCAAGCAUCAGGGAAGUCAGAAAAUCUGUGGUGAAAGAACUUGUGAGUCUUCAGGAGCAACUAGAUACAAUAAUAUGCAAAGAACCUGAAAAUUCACCGGGAGAGGAGUCUUUGAUGAGGCAUGAUCAGGAAGAUUCGUCGAGCAGAAGUGAAGAUAUUGUGUUGUCCGUGAACAGCAAUAAAAUCGACCCAGUUGGUUUACAGAACCAGGUUGAAGGAGGAUCUGACCCAGAGAGGCCAGAAUUUCCAGCGGCGAAUCCAACUGAAGAAGCAGCAAGUGUAAUAACAGGGGCAGAGCCGAUUGAGGAAGCAGCAAGUGUAAUUUCAGGGAGCUGCGUUGACGAAGGUCUUAAGUCAGAACAAGGCCCAACGGAAAAAGAUGAACAUGAAAAGAGCGCAAAGCCGAUUGAGGAAGCAGCAAGUGUUGAAAUAGGAGCAAAAUCUGCAGAAAGCUCUGUAAAUCCAUUUGAUGAAGCAGCAAGUUUAGAAAUAGGGGCAGAAGCUGCAGAAAGCUCUGUGGAUGAAGGUGUCAAGUCAGCGCAAGGCCCGACAACAAAACAGGAAGAGGAAAAGAGCACUGAAGUGCUUGAGAAUAAUGAGACCUCAAUUGCUAAAGAGGACCGUGAGUCUAUCAUUCUUGGGCAGGGUUCCAAGCUCUCGUCUCUGCUGGGCGACUCCUCAGCCGGGGCUACAAAUGUGGCACAAACCGAGGAUCAUGAGCUGCCCCGAGGUGUACUUGAUGACAUCUGUGCUGCAGAAGGCACAAACCAUUAUUCAGCAGCCGAAGCAGAUUCAAGCAAAGCUGAUCAGUCCCCGCAGCUAGAGGCCUCGCUCACACGGUUGCCUAUUGCUGUCGAAGAGAAUCACCAAACUGUGGAAACUCAGGAAACUGAAAAAGGAGGUUUUUCGGAGAAGCAUGGAAUGGAGGAGGAAGCAGAUAACGAAACUGGAGAUGCAGCAUCCGAGCCUAACGAGCAUAUGUUUCAACAACCAAUUGCUGACAAGCUCGACCCUUCCGAACAAGGUGCUGUCGACACCAAUCACCCGCCGCGAAAAGAAGGUAUAGAUGCAGGUGAAGGUGAAGGUGAAAUGAGUAGAAAGAUGAUGGAGGAGAAGGAGCGGCUGAGAGAGAUGGUGGCGGAACUGAUAAAGGCGGGGCACGAGCAGCUGACGGCCAUUUCGAGUCUCUCUGGUAGAGUGAAGGACUUGGAGAAGAAACUAUCAAGGAAGAAGAAACUCAAGGUGAAACAGUUGAGAGCUCCAAGAGCAUCAUGCAACACAAAAGGUGAUACCUUUGGGGCACUUGGGCUGGUCGUGUAGAAGUGUAUUUGGCUUUGUUUAUACUGUGUGUAAUGUGUGUUUCUUGUGCAAGUUGUGUGUAUCAUAUUUCCUCAAGUCUUGUGUAUGAUACAAUUGGAAAGUAAAUUCGAUGCUUGAUUAUGUUCUCAA
Messenger RNA from Salvia miltiorrhiza (redroot sage), 3563 nucleotides. RefSeq names its product BAG family molecular chaperone regulator 6. Gene Ontology annotation, biological process: protein folding. The coding region runs from base 390 to 3434 and encodes 1014 amino acids. Gene Ontology annotation, cellular component: plasmodesma. The record is from RefSeq and is a predicted model, not a curated record. Gene Ontology annotation, molecular function: protein-folding chaperone binding. Lineage: Eukaryota; Viridiplantae; Streptophyta; Magnoliopsida; Lamiales; Lamiaceae. The transcript is spliced from 3 exons.